CUCUCUCUGUGUUCUUUUGAACGUGCCGAUAGACGUGAGCUCCGCCCUUCUUCUCAUUUAGUUUGCGUCAGCUUGUUCUGUUGCUGCGCACUUUUUUUUUGUACGACGAGUGCUCACAUUUCCAGUUAUGGUCUCCACACAUUCAUCUCAAUAUAUUACGGAUUUCACACCUGUACCGGCGGAACCCGGCAAAUCCCCGUUGGCACUUCUCGCAAAAACUUGCGAAACAAUUGGACUUCCCGAGGGCUCUUCAAAAAAGAAUGGAGCAUCAAGCAGUAGCUCACCACAAGGGAAAAAAGAUGAAAAGAAUCAUAUUCUUCAUCAUCAACACCACCAACAACAACAACAAUCAAAACAAAAAUCAUCGCCCCGAUCAACUCCUCAAUCAAAAGAGCCGACACUCACAUUCCCGGGUCUUCCGAAGCCGAGUUUCCCAAUGGGAAUGCCUGGAAUGAUGCAAGGAUUCCCAUUUUUCAACCCGAUGAUGACUGCCUAUGGCUGUUUUCCGGGUGCUUUUCCGAUGAGCCAAGGAUUUAUGGGUGCUCAGCGUCUUCCAUGCCCAUUUGCAAUGAUGCGUCAACCAUGUGCCAAUCCGGCAUGUGUGCAGUGUCCAAGUAGUAGCUCAAAUGCUGCUAAAAAUGGACAAAUGACUGCUGAAAUGAUGUCACAGUUUGCAGCGCAUCCGUUGUUCUCAAUGUAUGCUGGAAUGAUGCCAGGAGUUCCAACCUCAUCCUACCAAGCUCUUCUCGCUGCCUCUGCAGCAGCUUCAACCUCAGCAGGACCUACUGAUUACUCGAAUGUCGCAUCUACCUCAAAAGCCUCUCCACAACCAAAACCAACAGCACAAAAGUCGCAAAAAUCAGCGAAAUUCCCCUGCAACUGGGUGGAUUCUGAUGUACCAUGCGGAAAAGUUUUCGAUGAGGAAAAUGAGUUGGCAAGCCAUGUUAAGAAAAUGCACGCGCCAUCACCAUCAAGCUCCGCAUCUUCUGAACAAUCAACAUCAACGGGAAAAGCUUCAAGAUCCUCUACAACAACUCCACAUCGAUUUAAUCCAUACGGAAAACCAGUUGCUCCAGCACCACCAACAAUGCAACAAAUGGGUAUGAAUAUGGCAAUGAAUCCCCUUGUUUUACCAUUUUCCCUUCAAGCAAUGUACUCGAAUAGGCUGAUGUCUACCGUUGCUCAUCAGUAAUUGAAUUUUGUUUGAUACUUUUAGUGGAGAUAAUGACUUUGGCAGUGAGCGGGGAUUGAACUUGAGUUUGCAAAAAUGAAACUAGCGCCUUUACCAACUGCGCCAACGAGAGAUUGUAAUAUUUGUUUAAGAGUACAUACACGAGUUUGAAACCAUUCACUGUCAGAGUCAAGAUAGUUAAUAGCUGAAUUUGUAAAGUUUUAUUUGAGUUUUGAAUUUUGAAUUUUAAAAUGUUGAUUCAAGAAUCCUCGUGGUCCAUUAAAAAAAUACGGGUUCUCAUUUCAAUGUCUAGUGAUUUCGCUUGAUUCGAUUUGUUUAUGUGUGUACUGUAUGUACUUUACCUUUAUUUGUUUUAUUUUAUUUCCCCCCUCUCCAUUUUUUAUUUUAUUGUUCUCAAUUUAAUUGUACGAGUUCUUUCAAUUCGCCUCCAUCCAUCCACUUUUGGUCAUCUCGGUUGCUUUACGACGCCCCAUAACAAAAAUAUGGUUUUUUUCUUGUUCUCCCUGUACUGUGACAACAUUCCUCAAAUGGUUAUGUAAUAAAAGACGUUGGUUCUUUGAAAUUUU
Molecule: messenger RNA, 1758 nt
Organism: Caenorhabditis elegans
Lineage: Eukaryota; Metazoa; Nematoda; Chromadorea; Rhabditida; Rhabditidae
Gene: tlp-1
Product: Zinc finger protein tlp-1
Exons: 4
Coding region: 128-1192 (354 amino acids)
Cellular component (GO): nucleus
Source: RefSeq, marked reviewed